Molecule: messenger RNA, 261 nt
Organism: Angiostrongylus costaricensis
Lineage: Eukaryota; Metazoa; Nematoda; Chromadorea; Rhabditida; Metastrongylidae
Source: the annotation of a GenBank genome assembly
AUGACCGAUGACGGGAGUCCCGGAGUGGACUGGAUGGCUUGUAAAAGCGAAUUGCAACUCUUCAAAUUGCACCUGAAUCCAAACUGCGAUACCGAAGAGGUGUUCUGGACGUCACUGAAGAUGUCCUCAUAUUGGGGUCGAUAUAUCGACUGUGACAAAUCCCAAACGUUCUGCGAUGAUCGCGCGGACGAGAUUACCGCAUGCGAUCGACCGUCCACCUACCACGUCAUCUGGCACAACGGAAUCGAUCGUUAUGAAUGA